AUGGCACCUGUUCAAGAUACAUCAAAAGAUAGUACCACUCAAUCAAAUCAACAACCAAAUAAAGAUGUAUCUACAAUCAAAAAACCAAUAGAGAAAGAAGAGGAACUUAGUGAAGAAGAUCAACAAUUAAAAGAUGAAUUAGAAUUAUUAGUUGAAAGACUAAAUGAAACAAAUCACGAUGAAAAACAAUACGAUGGAUAUUUAGAAUCAUUAAAAAAAUUUAUUCAAGAAUCCACAACGUCAAUGACUGCAGUUCCAAAACCUUUGAAAUUUUUAAGGCCAAGUUAUCCAUCAUUAACAGAAUUAUAUGAACAAUGGACUGAAAAAUUUGGUAAAAGUAAUCAAAUUGUUGCAAAAUUAGCGGAUAUUUUAUCUGUUUUAGCAAUGACUUAUUCAAAUGAAGGUAAAAAAGAAUCAUUAAAAUAUAGAAUAUUGUCAAAUGAUGAUACUAUUGCAGAUUGGGGUCAUGAGUAUUUACGUCAUUUAGCAUUAGAAAUAGGAGAAUCAUAUCAAGAAAACUUAGGAGUUGAUGAAGAAUUAAUAUCAAAAUUGACUAAAUUAGCAUUAAAGAUAGUUCCAUUCUUUUUAAAUCAUUAUGCUGAAGCUGAUGCUGUUGAUUUAUUAUUAGAAAUAGAAUCAAUUGAUAAAUUACCGGAAUUUGUUGAUGAUAGUACAUAUGCAAGAGCUUGUCUUUAUGUUACAAGUGUUGUUCCAUAUUUAGCACCACCAGAUGAUAUUUCAUUUUUAAAUACUGCAUUUGCCAUAUAUUUAGCUCAUGGCCAAUUAACGCAAGCAUUAACUAUAGCCAUCAAAUUAGAUGAUGAUGAAUUAAUACAGCAAGUUUUUGACUCUACUAAAGAUGACUUAGUACAUAAACAAUUAGGUUUCAUCUUAUCACAACAAAAUAGUAGCUUCAAAUUACCUGAAGAUAAUCAAGAAGUUCAAGAAACAAUAAGUAAUACAAAAUUGGCAGAAUAUUUCCAACAUCUUAUAAAAGAGUUAAACUUAUUAGAACCGAAAGUACCAGAAGACAUUUAUAAAUCACAUUUAGAAAAUUCAAAAUUUGGUUUAGGUACAUCAGGUUCAAUAGAUUCUGCUAAACAAAAUCUUGCAGCAGCAUUUGUAAAUUCUUUCAUCAAUCUUGGAUUUGGUAAAGAUAAAUUAGUGCAAACAGAAGAGGAUAAUAAGUCAUGGAUAUAUAGAACAAAAGGAAAAGGUAUGGUUUCAACUACAGCUUCUUUAGGUUCACUUCAUCAAUGGAAUGUGAAUGAAGGUUUACAAGUUUUAGAUAAAUAUACAUAUUCCGAUGAUCCAGAAGUCAAAGCUGGUGCUUUAUUAGGUACAGGUAUAGUGUCUGCUAAUGUUCAUGAUGAUGUUGAUGCCGCUCUUGCUUUAUUACAAGAAUAUGUUCAUGAUUCAAAUAAAUUAUAUCGAACUUCCGCUAUUAAUGGUUUGGGUAUAGCAUUUGCUGGAUCAGCCAAUGAAGAAGUGUUGAACUUAUUAUUACCUUUAGUAUCUGAUUUAGAUGCUCCAUUAGAAGUAUCAUGUUUAGCAGCUUUAGCUUUAGGUCAUACUUUCGUUGGAACAUGUCAUGGAGAUAUUACCUCAACUAUUUUACAAACUUUAUUAGAAAGAGAUUUUACACAAUUGACCAAUAAAUUUAUAAAGUUUAUGGCAUUAGGUUUGGGUUUAUUAUACAUGGGUAAAACUGAACAAGUUGAAGAUGUUUUAGAAACUAUUGAUGCUAUCGAACAUCCAAUAAGUAAAACUUUGAAAGUUUUGGUAAAUAUAUGUGCAUAUGCAGGUACGGGUAAUGUGUUACAAAUUCAAGCUUUAUUGCAAAUGUGUACAGGUAAACCAAAGAGUCAAUUGGAUGAAGAAAAGAAAUUAGAACAAUCAGAAGAAGAUCAACAAAAGGCUGAAGGAGUUAAACCAGAAGCUGAUGGGGACGUAGAAAUGGAAGAUGCAGAAGAACAACCGGAGAGUAAGAAAGAAGACGCUGAAGCAUCGUCGUCAUCAAAAUCAGAAAAGAAAGAAACUGAAGAAGAAGAAGAAGACGAUGAUAGUGAUGAAGUUGAAGAAGAUGAAGAAUUAUAUCAAGGUAUUGCGGUUCUUGGAUUAGCAUGUAUUGCAAUGGGUGAAGAUAUUGGUCAAGAUAUGUCAUUACGUCAUUUCAGUCAUUUGAUGCAUUAUGGAAACUCAUUAAUACGUAGAGCUGUUCCUUUAGCCAUGGGAUUAGUAUCAGUCUCUAAUCCACAAAUGAAAGUAUUUGAAACAUUAUCAAGAUAUUCACAUGAUCCAGAUUUAGAAGUUGCUCAAAAUGCUAUAUAUUCUAUGGGUUUAGUUGGUGCUGGUACAAAUAAUGCAAGAUUAGCUCAGUUACUAAGACAAUUAGCUUCAUACUAUAUAAAAUCUCCAGAAUCAUUAUUCAUGGUGAGAAUUGCUCAAGGUAUAUUACACUUAGGUAAAGGAACAUUAACAUUAUCCCCAUACAAUUUAGAAAGAACUGUUUUAUCAAAUACAUCAUUAGCUUCAUUAUUAACAAUUGCAAUUGCUUUGUUAGAUCCAAGAGCAUUUAUAUUGAAUGAUUCUACUACUGAAACCACUCAUGAAUUAUUAUAUUAUUUAACACCAGCAGUUAAACCAAGGAUGUUAAUUACAGUUGAUGAAAACUUAGAACCAUUGAAAGUAAAUGUAAGAGUUGGUCAAGCAGUUGAUGUUGUUGGUCAAGCAGGUAAACCCAAAACAAUCACAGGUUGGGUCACACAAUCAACCCCGGUGCUAUUAAAUUAUGGUGAACGUGCAGAAUUGGAAAAUACAGAAGAGUGGAUAAGUUUAAGUAAUUCAUUAGAAGGUAUUGUAAUAUUGAAGAAAAAUCCAGAAUUUAUGGAGGUAGAUACAUAG
Lodderomyces jiufengensis is the source of this 2904-nucleotide messenger RNA. It is a transcript of the gene RPN1, whose product is annotated as proteasome regulatory particle base subunit. NCBI's taxonomy places the organism in Eukaryota, Fungi, Ascomycota, Pichiomycetes, Serinales, Debaryomycetaceae. The coding region runs from base 1 to 2904 and encodes 967 amino acids. The transcript has a single exon. Gene Ontology annotation, molecular function: enzyme regulator activity. Gene Ontology annotation, cellular component: proteasome regulatory particle, base subcomplex; nucleus; proteasome storage granule. Gene Ontology annotation, biological process: regulation of protein catabolic process; proteasome-mediated ubiquitin-dependent protein catabolic process. The record is from RefSeq and is a predicted model, not a curated record.